AAAUAUUACUAAUAAUCUUAUGGACAUAUUUCUUGAUUCCCCUUUAGAAAAAUCAUAGACACAAUAAUUUUUUAUCUUUAAUAUAUAAUUUACGCAUAUUAGAUUUCUUGCUUCAAUCGGAAUAUAUUGCUUUUGUUAUCCGACUCAGAAGAAAAAAACUUCCGAUAAUGACCAUCUACAAUGGCUUUGUUUAACGAGAAACAUAAACAUAACAUCGGUUACGUGGUAUUUCAGUUACUCGCUAGUAGUCUCUAGUAAAUUACAAAUAGAGAUAACCCUACUAUUGUAGAAAAUAUUUAGACAAAGUUGCCAAAUGCGAUAUACUUUAGUAAUCGACAAGUAAUAUGUCUUUUUAAUCCAACUCGCUGAAUGUAUCUAGUUUUCCUACUUAAAAGGUUAAUGUUUGAAACACAAUAUCGCAAGCACCAUGAUUACAAGAUCGUGAAUAACGAAAGUAAAUACGAAAUUUGAGAGUGACCACAGAUUGAUAAAUAAUUUUGACAUUUAAUCAAUAAAUUUGUUAAAUAACUAUUGUUCGUGACUUCGGCUACGUUAUUGUACAGUUAAAUACGCGGCGCUAGAAUUUACCCUAUUAUCAUACAAGAUAUUCUUCAUGCUAGAGGGAGCCACAGGCCUACUCCAGUUCACAAUACAUACAGUUCACAUAAUAUACAUAAUAAAGAUAUACGCUGCGAAGAAUUUUAUGACCAUAUUCGCGUUGCGUCAGCAAGUGCAAUGUUCAUCUAUUUUCGGUUAUUUCACAGCGACGUGUAUCAUUUCAACAAUCAGUGAUCUUUUAAUUUGGAAAAUGGCCGAAUCGGAACAAAGAAAUAAAGAGAACUGUAUCGUAGGACCGAAGGAAACAAUGGUGAAGCAAGAAAAGCGUGAGAACACGUUGACGAAUGGCGGGAAGGGAUCUGGCGAUGACGCGGAUAGUCUCGAAGAAUUGCCUCUUGAUAUAGGCGAACACUACCUGGUUCGAAGAUCCGAUAACUCCUGGCGUAAAUAUAUUAUCAGACGAUUAUAAUUUUUUUAUCUAUUAUUACGUAUGAAGAAACAUCUAGUGUUAACGGAUGAUUAUCUGCGCGCUUUCUUCGCCGUUUCGUAUUUGUAUCCAGCAGAGAUUAUACAAACCAGAUAUAAUGAGAGUGAAAGUCAUUAUGAAUAUUAUGUACAUUAUGAAGGACACAAUAGGAGAUUGGAUGAAUGGGUGCCCAGAGACAGAAUUAUGUCAAGCAGGUUUGACAUGAGUGAUAGAACUUGGAAAAGUGGAGAUAGAAACUCUAGUACUGACUUGCUAGCAGAUUCUUCAGAUCGUAAAAUUACAAGAAAUCAGAAAAGGAGACAUGAUGAAAUUAAUCAUAUUCAAAAGACAUAUGCUGAAAUGGAUCCUACAACUGCCGCUUUAGAAAAGGAACACGAAGCAAUAACAAAAGUCAAAUACAUUGACAAAAUUCAAAUCGGAAAAUAUGAAAUUGAUACAUGGUACUUUAGUCCAUAUCCAGAAGAGUAUGGCAAGCAACCAAAGCUAUGGAUUUGUGAAUACUGCCUUAAAUACAUGCGCCUUGAAAAGACUUAUAGAUACCAUAUGAGUGAAUGUACACACAGGCAACCAGUUGGCAAAGAAAUAUAUCGUAAAGGCACAUUAAGCAUUUGGGAAGUGGAUGGUAGAGAGCAUAAAAUUUAUUGUCAAAAUUUAUGUUUGCUCGCAAAACUUUUUUUGGAUCACAAAACCCUUUACUUUGAUGUAGAACCAUUUCUUUUUUAUAUCCUGUGUGAAGUUGAUAAACAUGGAGCUCAUUUAGUUGGUUAUUUUUCAAAGGAAAAAGAAUCACCCGAUGGUAAUAAUGUUGCUUGCAUUUUAACUUUACCGCCUUUUCAAAGGCAAGGAUAUGGAAAACUUUUAAUCGCUUUUAGCUACGAAUUAAGCAGAAUAGAACAAACAGUUGGUAGUCCCGAAAAGCCGUUGAGUGACUUAGGAAAAUUAUCAUACAGGAGUUACUGGAGCUGGAUUCUUUUGGAAAUUCUGCGGGAUUUCCGAGGUACUCUUAGUAUUAAAGAUCUGAGUCAGAUGACAAGUAUAUCGCAGACGGAUAUAAUAUCGACAUUGCAAAGUAUGAACAUGGUCAAAUAUUGGAAGGGACAACAUGUAAUCUGCGUAACACCUAAAUUAGUCGAGGAACAUAUUAAAAGCAGCCAGUACAAGAGACCUCGUUUAACAGUGGACAGCAGUGCACUUCGAUGGGGAGCUCCACCACGAAAGAACGUGAAAUCUGGCAAGAAAUAGUAGAAAGAAAAUGGGAAUUCGACGGCUUUCAUUACCGUGAGAUUCACGAUUUAAUGUGUUUAGCAAACACUUGAUAAAACAGCGACAAAACGAUGUUUCCAAGUUUGUUAAACAACUUUUAUACGAUGCAUUACAGUCUCCACUAAUAUGCAUUGUACACGUGCAGGGUUUUUUGAUCGGAAGAUAACGCGAAUGAACACGCUUUAUAGAGCUUCGCUAUUCUUCAGAGCGUAGAAAUGUUGAUAGGUGGUUUAAGAUAAUGUUCUUUAUAUAGUUUUCUGCCUAGCAGUACACUAUGAAAAGAGAAAUGAAGAUAAUAUACUGAUAGUGACUCCAAAUGUCAUGUAUUUAUAAUGGAAAGAUUAUUUAUUUUUGUUCGAGAUUUAUCAAUUCGAAAAUUAACAUUGACGAUACCACGCAGUAUUAGAUUGUAUUAAUGAUUUUUUAUGUAAAUUCAUUAAUAAUAAACUAUGUAUUCGUGAGUAA
Messenger RNA from Bombus huntii, 2773 nucleotides. It is a transcript of the gene mof, whose product is annotated as histone acetyltransferase KAT8-like. Gene Ontology annotation, biological process: regulation of DNA-templated transcription. NCBI's taxonomy places the organism in Eukaryota, Metazoa, Arthropoda, Insecta, Hymenoptera, Apidae. The transcript is spliced from 7 exons. The coding region runs from base 1049 to 2287 and encodes 412 amino acids. The record is from RefSeq and is a predicted model, not a curated record. Gene Ontology annotation, molecular function: histone acetyltransferase activity.